AUGAAUGAAAAUAGAAAUAAAAAUCUAGACAACAAAUUGAAUCAAAAUAAUCAUGAAAAGGAAACGAAAAAUAUAGAUAACAAUUCAAAUGAAAAACUUCAUAAAAACAUAGUUGAUGAUUACCACGGAGAGUUAAAUGAAAAAAAAAAAGUUAUGAAUUCCAAUGAAAACUUUUUUAAAAAGACUGAGGAAGAAGCAAUAAAAAAUUCCAAUGAAAAUCUAGUUAAAUUAGCUAAAGAAAAUGUAUUAGAUAAUUUAGAAGAAAACAUGUAUAAAAGUAUAGUAGAAAAUUUAAAUAUAAAUGAAGAUACUUAUAAACAAAUAAUAAAAGUCUUUGAUGAAAUUUUGGAAAGAAAAUCUUAUAAAGAUGGAUCCAAUGAUAAUACACAUGAAAAUUCCAGUGACAAAAGAAAUGAAAAUUUGCUCAAAUUGGAUGAAUUUCUAGAUAAUUUUAGUGAGGUUUCUUCAAACGAAAAAUCUUCCUCAUCUUUUUCAUUGUUUUCAUCCAAUUACAAUGAUUCUAAUAUAUAUGAAGAUAAAGACAAUUUAAUAAAUAUAUAUAUAGGACAAAUAAAGCUUUAUAACUUUUUAAAGAAUUCCAAUUUAUACGAGAAUGUUUUUUGUGUAUCGUAUUUUUCAUAUGAAGAUCCAAUGGAAACUUUUAGUAUAUUUCAAGGAAUAAAUUGGCUUCCCGAGCUGAAAAAUAGAUGUACUUUUUUAAGUUCAGUUGAAUAUUUACCUAAGAAAAACAUUAAAAUGAGUACUUUUGAUAUUGGUAUAAAUAUUAAUCAAUAUGUGAAUUUAAAAAAUAGAAUAAAUGAAUACUUGAAUAUUAUAGAUAAUGGAAUAAUUUAUGUUUUUAUUUCUAUAGUGGGUGUUAAUUUAAAAGAAUUUGAAAAGUAUUAUUCAAGCAAAAUUGAUAAGAAAUAUCGAAAAGUAAAUUUUAAAGAUAUUGAUUCACUAUACAAUAAAAUUGAAGACGAUUCACAUACAAUUCAUGAAGAUAUAAAUAAUAGCGAAAUAUUAGGUAUAAGUAAAAUCGACAAAAAAAAAAAUGAAAGAAAUAAGGAAGAAAUAGUUGCAAAAGAAAUAAUUAAAGAAAUCAAUAAUGAAAUUGAGGAGGAAAUGAGAAUAAUGGGAAAUAAAAAAAUAAUUCAAGAAAAAGAUUAUAAAGAUUACCUUAAAAUUUUAGGUUCAUCUAUUAUUCCAAUAAACAUAACUGAUGAAACUAUUUUAAAAAAAAAAAAUAGUUGGAAUUUAAUAAACAUUAAAAAGAGUUAUGAUAAUUAUAAUAUAUAUUCCCAUGAUACUAUUAGAAAAAUUUUGAAUAAUUAUCUAGAUUCAUUUAAAAUAAAUAAAAAGGUAAAUUUGUUUCAUUUAAUUAAUGAAUAUGAACAUGAAUUAAAAACUAUUGGUAAAAUUAAAUUAAUAAUUAACGUAAGAAAUAAAUCAAAUAUCUCUAUUCCUAAUAUUCUAAAUAAUAAAACUAGUAAUAUAAAUAGUGAUUUCAGUGAUGUGAAAGAAAUGAUAAACAGAGUUCUUAAGUAUGGAAAAAUAAACAAGAAUAAGAGAAAAGACAGUAUUUCUGAUAUUGAUAUAGAUGGAAAGUAUCUAAAUAUUAAUAAAGAAAUAGAGAAAGAAUCAAAUUAUUCUUUAUUAGAAAACAAAGAAAGUAAUACUUAUUUCAACAAAUUGUUUAGUUAUAUAGAAAAAAACUUAAAUAAAAUUUAUGAUGAAGAGGAAGAAAAUAUAUUAAGAAAUAAAUUAUUUAAAACUAUUUUUGAUAAAUUAGAACUGUCAAAAAAGAAAAGAGAAAAUAAAUUUUUAUAUAAGUCUAAUGAAAUUGCUUGCUCUCAUUUAGUUAUAUUUGUUCAUUGUAUAUCAAACAUAACUUUAACUUUAAGUGCUCUUAACAAUUUUAUACAUCUAAAUUAUUUUUAUAUAAUAAUAUACUGGGAUGAAGAAGGAAAUAGUAUGGAGAAUAUUAAGAAAAUAAAACUAAGAAAAAGUAGAAUAUUGAAAUUAAAUUCCAAAAAAGAUAUAGAGUUGGACUAUUACUUUCUUACUCAAAAAGAGAAUGAUUUAAAUUAUAAAAUGGAGAAAGAGGAUAGCAUAGUAAAUUUAAAAUUAAAUUUCAACAGUUGUGUUAUAUUACCAUAUAACUAUAAUGUAUCUCCUCAAUUAAAUAUUAUACUAUUUCAUAAUGAUAUUCCUCUUUUGGAAUUAACUAAGAACAUCAUAAUAAAUGAUAAAAUUCCUUUUAAUGAAGGUGUUAAAAUUCAAAAAAAACUAAAAGUUCAUGAGAAUUAUAAACAUAAGAUUUAUGAUUUUUUUCAAGAAAAAUUUAAUCCUUAUAUUGAAUUAUCUUUUUGUAAGCAUCCUAAAAAUAGCACUUUUUUUUCUUAUAUUGAUUAUAGACAAUUUUACAAAGAAAGAAUGAAAUGUAGUAUAGAAGACAAUAUUCAUUCUUCUUACUCGCCUCCAAAAUUUAAUAAAAAAAAUGUAGUUUUUUUAUUUUUUGAUGAUUUUGAAAAGGAAAAUAUGAUUAAUGAAAACAAAGAUAGUGCUUUGAACUUUUUUAAAAAUGAUUUUUUUUUACCAGUAUUACAAAAUGAAAAGAAAACAUCAGAAAAUUCUAGAAGAAAAGGAAAACAAGAUAAAAAUAAGGAAGUGCUUGCACAUAUAGAAAAAAAAAGUAACUCAGAAAAAAAUCAUAAUUUGUCUUUAAUAAAAAAUGACAUUAUUGAUUUUGCAAUAGCGGAAGGAUCUGGUUUAAAAGGAGGGGAAAUAAAUAAAUGGCUUUCUUUUAAUGUAUAUACAAAAAAUUAUAAAAAGAAAAAUAUUUAUUCAGGUAAAUAUGUUAAUAUAAGAUUACAGAUUGAACCAUUCGGAUUUUUGAAAUCAGAAUAUGAUAUUUAUCCUUACAAAAAUGAUGAAAUAAAUAAAGGAACUGUAAAUUGCUAUAAUUGCAAUAAAAAACUAUUGGGUUCUGAACAUUUUUGUUUUAAGUUAUUUAAUGAUAUACAUGAGACAGUUGAUUAUAAAGUAGAAGAUUUAAAAAAUGGAACAUAUCAUAUUUCAUAUAAAGUCAAUAAAGUAGGAAAGAAAAUUUUAUACAUAUAUUGUGAGGGUAUCAAUAUCAUAGGUUCUCCAUAUGAAAUAAAUAUUUUCCAUUCCCUUGCUGACUCUAAAUCUUCUAAAAUAUUAGGUAAAGGGGCUACUAGAUGUUUAGGUACUCCCAUUUUAGAUGUAGAAAAUUUUUUUUACAACGAAAAAUCAAAUUUAUUAGAUGUAAAUAAUAAUGAAAAAGAAAAUGAUAUAAGUUUUAAUAACAAUAUCCAAUCAAAAUUACUUCAACAAAAAAUUGAUGAAUUUGAAGAGAUAAAACUGAAAUUUGGAAACAAAAUAAUAUUAGCUUCAGAUAAUAAAAAACAAUUAUUAAACAAAGAUAAUUUAAAUUAUUCAAGCUAUUCUCAAGAUAACAAGAAAGAAGAACAAAUAAUUUCAAAUGAAAAGAAAGAGAAAAAGGAAAUAGUAAAUAACAAUAAUGAAAAAAAAGAUGAAGAAAAAAAAAAUGUUCAAAAUAAAAUAGAAGAUAAAAACAAUGAAAAAAAUAAUGAUAGUAAUAACUUUCAUAUUAUUUCGAUUAAUAAAAAUGAAGAAACUUUAAAUUUAAAUAUAAAUAAUGAGACAAAUCGAAAUAUUCCAAAUAAUGUAAAUGAAGGCACUUCUUGUGAGAGAAAGAAAUAUGUAGAUAAAAAAAAUUUAAUUUUUGGAAAUCCAGAAUAUUAUGAUGAAAUAAAUGAAAACAUAAUUAAAUUAGAUAAAACUAAUAAUGAGAAAUAUAAAAGCUUUUUAAAUAAUAUAGAAAUUAUUAAUAAUUUUAUUAUUGUUUUAUGUGAUAAAAAUGGAGAAAGAAUAAGUAUUGGUAAUGAAAAUGUUAAGGUAGUAGGAAAAAAAGGAGCUCACAUAAAAAACGUUAUAGAUAAUAAUGACGGUAGUUAUAAAAUUGAAUAUGUUAGUUAUGUUAAGAAACAAAAAAAAAAAAAGUUUGGAGAUAUUAAAAAAGAAGAUAUAUUAGACUUUUAUAAUGAAUUUUUAUUUCAGGAAAAUAAAUAUUACGAUAAUUUUAUAAUCAAGGAAUUUGAAAGAAGAUUCAAUGAUAUAUCUAUAUGCUGUGAGAUAAAUGUUUAUGUAAAUGAAGUAGAAAUAUUUGGUUCUCCCCUAAAGCCAAUAAUUAUGAAUAUCCACAAUAUUCUGGAAAUAUAUAAUUUAUAUGAUCAAUUUACUUAUUCCGGUUUAUUAUUAAAAAAUUUCGAAUACUUAUUAUAUUCGAAUAAUUAUCAAAGUUGUAUUGAUAAUUUACGUGAAUUUUAUAAGAAUAUUGUAGAUACAGAGGAUGUUCCUUCUAAGAAUGUGCCAUCAAAUAUAGCUUACGAUAAUUAUAUUGAAAAUGAAAGCUUCUUUUUUAAAAUUCCCCUGAAUAUUUCGGACUUAAAGAAAGGAGCUUUUAUUGAGAAUAAUUUACCUUUACAUAAAUUAUCAUGGAAAAAUAUUAAGAAAUGUAAAGUGUUCUGUAAAAAUAAUUUAAAUGAAGAAAAAAAUGUGUUAGCACAAGAAAAUAGUUUGAGUAAUAAUACUUUCAUAAAUAGGAACAAAACAGGAGAUUUAAAAUUAACAUAUGAAAAAAAUAUAUCAAAUAAAUAUGAAGAUGAUAUAAUAUAUGAGGUAAGAAAAAACUUGUAUGAUUAUAAAAAUGCUAAAUUAAUACCUAAUGAUAUAAAUGAAGAAAAUUCAGAUUUUAUAAAUAAAUGGUUGUACAUGUAUACUCAUAGAGAAAAACUUUCUAAUUUAAAUAAGAAAUAUGAUUUAAGCAUGAAUUUAGCAUAUUCAUUGAGUAAUAUUAUUUUACAUCAUUUAAUUUAUUUGAAAAAGUAUAAAUAUUUUGUUAAUUUUAAACAAUACGAAAACGAUUUAUUACAAAAUAACAUAUUAACUCAAUUCAAAAAAAUAUUAGAAAAUGAAUACAGUAAAAUGUUUGCUUAUCAAACAAAUAAUAUUAUAAAAUAUUGCAAUAAGGUUGGUAAUGCAAAAUUCAGUAGUUUAGAAGAGUUAAUAAAAGUAUAUAAAAGCAUAGCUUAUGAAUUAAGAAAAUUAAAAAAGGAUGAUUUAGCUAAUGAUUUUGAUAAAUGUUGUGAGAAUAUGUGUGAAGAAUUAUAUUUGGGAAACAUUGAAUCAAAUUUAAAGCAAAAAGAAGCCUUAUUGGAUAAAUACGAGAAAAUCAUGAAUGAAAAAAUGGAGAAGCUGGAUAAAAUAAAAAACUCUUUAAAAAAAUAUGAAGACAAAAAAGUGGAUUUAGAAAAAAUUUCAAAAUUAUGUGUAGUUAAAACGAAUAAAGAAGUUCAAACUAAUGACUAUUUAUCUUACAAAACUGGAUUUUUGGGUUCAUUAAUAGAAUCUAGAAAGAAAAUCAAUGAUGAUAAUACCAACAAUAAAAAAAUUUUAAAUUUAGUUAAAAAAAGUUGGAAGAAUUCUUCUACAUAUGAUAUUUACACGACUGUUCUAAACACUGUAAAAAAUUGUCCUAGAUUAAAAAUAGCUUUAGAGGAAACUUUUAAUUAUUAUAGUUGUAGCCUUAAAAAAAAUAACAAAAUGAAGGAUCUUGAAUUUAAAAAAAUGCAAGAAAUAAAAAAUUUAGAUAAUUUAGAUAACCUAAAAAAAGUUGAAUUACAAGAAGAAAAUUUUCUAUCUUAUAAUGAUUUGAACGAUUCUUAUUUAACUUAUAAUGCUUAUUUUUCUCUUUUAAAUGAUUUAAAGUGUAAUGAAUAUUUUAUAAAUGAUUCAGAUAAUGUUAUAUGGUUAUUUGAAAAGUUUUCAAUAGAACAUAGUUCUUUUAAAAAUUUAUAUAAUCCAUUUGGUUUACUAAGAGUUAUUCCUAAAUAUUUAUUUAUAGCAUUUAUAAGAGAAUUAUCUUAUUUAAAUUUAUUAUAUGUUUUAGCACAAUAUGUUGUUGAAAAUAAUGAAAAUUAUAAAUUAUACCUAACAGUAAAUCACCCUUCUAGGCUUUCAUCAUUUUAUCAUUUCAUUAAAUAUCAUUUCAGUGACUUUUAUGAUAAAUUAAGUAAUAUGGAUAACUUUCAAAAUUUUAAGCAAAACUUAAUAGAACCAAAUGAGGAAGAAGAAACAACUAAAAAUAAUACAUUUGCUUAUAAUCAAAUAAACUUAUUAGAACUAGAAAAUUAUUUUAAUAAUGAAUUACCUAUAAUUGUUAAACAUAAAAAUUUUUCCAAAACCUUUCCUUUGCUUUUUGACUACUAUUCUAAAUUAUCUAUGAAUCAGAAUAAAACAAAUAGUGAAAAUGAAAUAAAUAAUAAAAAAAAACCAAAGCAAAUCUUAAAAGAGAAAACAAAAAAAGACAUACACAAAGAAAAAGAAGAGAAAGAAGAAGCAAAUAUAGAAAUAGAAAAAGGAGUAGAAACAGAAUCAUAUCCAAAUUCUAUUGAUAAAAAGUAUGUAUCUGUUAGUAUUUUUAUAAAAUUUUUAAGGGAGUUUGGUAUAAUACCUCACUUUUUUGAUAAUAAUGUAGUUAAACAAAUAUUAAACACCUCUAUGAAAAAUAAAAAGAAAUUAGAUUAUGAUGAUUUUUCUUAUGCAAUUAUUUUGUCUAUUUGUGAAUGUGUUAAAAAAAACAUUAUGACUCAAUACAAUAUGUUAAAAACAAGUAAUAAUAAAAAUUCAAAAAUUCAAGCAGAGAAAAUUUUAAAUUAUAAUUAUGUAGCAAAUGAGGUAAAAGAAUUAAUAUAUCUUUUCGGUUUUUCAGAUAUUCACAUUGUUAAAUCGAAAAUAAAUAUUUGA
Molecule: messenger RNA, 6855 nt
Organism: Plasmodium relictum
Lineage: Eukaryota; Apicomplexa; Aconoidasida; Haemosporida; Plasmodiidae
Product: conserved Plasmodium protein, unknown function
Exons: 1
Coding region: 1-6855 (2284 amino acids)
Source: RefSeq, a predicted model, not a curated record